AUGCCCGUCACCCUCAAGGAAUUCGAGAGCGUCUUCCCGCAGCUUGUCGAGGACCUGCUUGCUCACUGCAAGCAAUACAGCCUUCCCGACAAUGCCCUCGUGUGGUUCAAGAACAGCUUGAACCACAACACUGUCGGCGGCAAAUGCAACCGCGGUAUGUCGGUCGUCGAUACCUCGUCCCUCCUGCUCGGCCGCGACCUGUCCAAGGAUGAAUUCUUUCACUCCGCCACUCUCGGCUGGAUGAUUGAGCUCCUCCAGGCUUUCUUCCUCGUUUCGGAUGAUAUCAUGGACAGCUCCAAGACCCGCCGCGGCAGCCCGUGCUGGUACCUCAUGCCUGAUGUUGGCAUGAUCGCCAUCAACGACGCCUUCAUGCUCGAGUCGGCCAUCUACAUCUUGCUGAAGAAGUACUUCCGCGAGAACAAGGAAAAGUACAUUGACCUUGUUGAGCUCUUCCACGAGGUCACCUUCCAGACCGAGCUGGGCCAGGCUUGCGACCUGCUCACGGCCCCCGAGGACAAAGUCGACCUCGACAACUUCUCGCUCGAGAAGUACACCUUCAUCGUCAUCUACAAGACCGCCUACUACAGCUUCUACCUCCCCGUUGCCCUUGCCCUGCACUUCUGCGACAAGGCUACGCCCAAGAACCUCCAGAUCGCGAAGGACAUCCUCAUCCCCAUGGGCGAGUACUUCCAGAUCCAGGACGACUACCUUGACAACUUCGCCGACCCGACGGUGCUGGGCAAGAUUGGCACGGACAUUCAGGACAACAAGUGCUCGUGGCUGGUCAACCAGGCGCUCAAGGUUGCCACGCCUGAGCAGCGCGCUGUGCUCGAGAAGAACUAUGGCCGCAAGGACAGCGCUUGCGAGGCCGAGGUCAAGAAGCUCUACGAUGAGCUGAAGCUCAAGAAGAUCUACGAGGACUACGAGGAGAAGCGCGUCGGUGAGAUCAAGAAGAUGAUCUCGGAGAUUGAUGAGAGUGAGGGUCUGAAGAAGGAGGUCUUCGAGGAGUUCCUCAGGAAGAUCUACAAGCGCAGCAAAUAA
Messenger RNA from Lasiodiplodia theobromae, 1041 nucleotides. RefSeq names its product Farnesyl pyrophosphate synthetase. Gene Ontology annotation, cellular component: cytoplasm. Bases 1 to 1041 code for a protein of 346 amino acids. The record is from RefSeq and is a predicted model, not a curated record. NCBI's taxonomy places the organism in Eukaryota, Fungi, Ascomycota, Dothideomycetes, Botryosphaeriales, Botryosphaeriaceae. The transcript is spliced from 2 exons. Gene Ontology annotation, biological process: trans, trans-farnesyl diphosphate biosynthetic process. Gene Ontology annotation, molecular function: (2E,6E)-farnesyl diphosphate synthase activity; dimethylallyltranstransferase activity.